Messenger RNA from Pocillopora meandrina, 579 nucleotides. The record is from the annotation of a GenBank genome assembly. Lineage: Eukaryota; Metazoa; Cnidaria; Anthozoa; Scleractinia; Pocilloporidae.
AUGAUCGGAAAAAUUCUGAAUAUCGCGCCAAUCACUGGCAGACAGGCCACGAAACGUGAGGUGCUGAAAAGACUCAGUUCCGUUUCCUUAGUUCACUUUGCGGCACACGGAUGUGUAGAAACUGGCGAAAUUGCUCUCACACCUGACCCAGACCGAACAUCUACUGUGCCUACCGAGAAGGAGGAUUACAUUUUAACGAUUCGAGAUGUGUUAAAUGGUCAACUUCGCGCUAAACUAGUUGUACUUAGUUGCUGCCACAGCGGUCGAGGCGAGAUCAAGGCUGAAGGUGUGGUUGGCAUUGCACGCGCUUUUAUGGGGGCUGGUGCUCGGUCUGUUGUGGUGUCCCUGUGGGCGAUUGAUGACAAGGUUACUCUUGAGUUCAUGAAAUGCUUUUAUCGACACCUUGCCGAAAGUAAACCUGCAAGCGAGUCACUGAACCUGGCCAUGAGAAGCCUUAGAGAAUCAGACCAGUUCCGCGACAUCAAACACUGGGCUCCCUUUUUGCUGAUUGGAGAUGACGUUACUUUUGACUUCAUAGCAAAGGAAAGAGAAAAUUUGAAUACAAAAUCAAAUAAAUGA